AUGUCGAGCAUCACCACUAUUGAGAGCACAGCACCGAGUGUAUCGGUGGACCAUGAAAAAGGCCCCGAAGGAGUGGUCAAGGAGGUGAAGGAAACCAAGCAUGACGACGAACCAGACGCUUCCGUUUCCGGCAUCAAGUACACCUAUGAAUGUUUCAAUCUAGACGGUAGAGAUUUCACAGAAACUUACAAUACUCCUUUGAACCUACAAGUCGAAAAAGAGGUUGAACCAGCUCAGCCAGUUGAAGAGCCAUCAUACAUCUUUGAAAUACUGACAAAGGUCAAUGUGCGCCUUCCUCGUAAUCUCCCAGAGGACCAGCAAGACAUUAAAUAUUCGUUGGAAUUCAUGAAAGUCGUUGAACUCGAAUCCCCAAAGAUGAUUGUUUACUCCGCGCUGUUGUUACAGGCCAUCAGAGAGGUUGUCAAAUACUAUCCAAGUCAGAACCUUAUAGGCGACAAUAUUACAAUCCGCGAACCAUACAGUGUGCUGAUUCAUCAUCUGACUGAGCUCACGAAUCUCAAAACUCAGCUAGGGAGUCGCAUCACAGGUGAUUCGGACAACGACUCAUCUGAGAAAUGCCGCCAGAUACAGGUCCUACUCGAUUUCUUGAGUCCACGUGUCCAGCGAACGAUAAUCCCAGCGGAAAAGCGACUCCGCAAAGACCCCCCAACGGUUCUAUUCAGCGAUAUCUGGUUUUUGCUCAAGCCUGGAACGAUUUCCUACUUCAUUCGUGACAAUAUUUGGAUGGGAGGCAUCAUCACAUGUGUGGAGUAUAAAGAAGAGGUUUUGGACAAGAAAGAGCGCUGGGAUGUGAAGGUACUAUUCCAGGACACUGACUUCAGGAAGAAAGCCCAUACCGGGCCUGCCCCCCUUACUAUUGAGAUAGAGGGUUUUGAUGGUGAGAAGCUUGUGACUGCUCUGCCUGUGUUCCCACGACACUACCACGAUACAAAGGACAACGGUGAGCGGAGAGCUUCCCUCGAACGUAGAGGGGCCUUGGCCGCUGAGAUUCUAUGGGCGAGCUAUAAGUAUGUGAAGUAUGACGGCAAGCUCUUUAAUACGAGCAAGAAAGAGUACAAAGGACCACUCAUAGCGGGUAUUUGCGAUGUCAAUGAUGAAAACAUUUACGGGGAUACGUGGACAUUUGAUUGGGAUCCGGGCCAUGAAAUGACCGAAAACACAAGCAGCCAUGGCGAGCUAGCCCAUCCAAUCAAUAUUAACAUCGAGGCUUCUUCAAAAGAAACCCUAACCGUCGAUCAUCGAUUCAUGAUGAGCCCGAUGAUGCCGGGAUUUGCAUUAUCGACGAAGACAUGGGAAUUGAUAAACGUAGAGUCGAUAUUCGAGCUCGACGAGACGGGAGACAUUCCAGAUGCGAACAUUAACCCAGAAAGCCUUCGCAUUAUAAAGGCAUUGUCGGAUCGCCAAAUCAAUUCCAAGGUGCCCUGGUCUGCAGACUUUAUCAAAAGUAAAGGAGAAGGUGUAGUGGUGUUGCUUCAUGGCCCUCCUGGUGUAGGCAAAACGUAUACAGUCGAAACCAUUGCAAUGAAGACGGGUCGUCCCUUGAUUAGUCUUACGAUCGCGGACCUCGGAAUGAAAGAGGACUCCAUUGAAGCUGAACUCACAAGGUGGUUCUCCCUUGCUCAAAAAUGGCGAGCCGUCUUGCUCCUCGACGAGGCAGAUAUAUUCCUCGAACGUCGUGAGCAUAGAGAUAUCGCUCGCAACGGAAUUGUUUCAGCAUUUCUGCGCAAGAUGGAAUAUUUCGGCGGACUACUGUUCCUAACCACCAACCGAGUGGGACACAUCGACGAAGCAUUCAUCUCUCGAGUCCAUGUUAUCAUCGGCUUCGAUAAGCUAGAUCCAGCAAAGAGAAGGAACAUCUGGCAAAGCUUCUUGAACAAGCUACAUAGAGAGCAAAGGGGCAAGAUUCGCGUUACACCUCAAGGCGUCAAGUUCAUUCUAAGUGAAGAGAUGUGCGCAAUGGAAUGGAACGGACGUGAGAUUCGCAAUGCUCUGCAGACUGCUAUUGCUCUCGCUGAAUAUGAUGUUCGCGAAAGUGAAUAUAGCACCGAAGGCGACGAGAUUCUCGUCGAGGCAAAUCAUUUCAAGCAGGUAAUGGAUAUGAGUCGAGAAUUCCGCACUUAUAUGAACAGUAUCCGUCGAGAUACAGAGGAGGAUCGCGCGAAAGCGUUCUAUGGGCGCAACGACCGCCGUCGGUCUGGUCAAGUGCCACAGCAACAAGGUGGUCAAGGCUUUAUAGACUCCAAGGAGCCAGUGAUCCACGAAAAUGGACAGGGUAUCUAA
Talaromyces atroroseus is the source of this 2301-nucleotide messenger RNA. RefSeq lists its product as hypothetical. The record is from RefSeq and is a predicted model, not a curated record. Lineage: Eukaryota; Fungi; Ascomycota; Eurotiomycetes; Eurotiales; Trichocomaceae. Gene Ontology annotation, molecular function: ATP binding; ATP hydrolysis activity. The coding region runs from base 1 to 2301 and encodes 766 amino acids. The transcript has 7 exons.